AUGGGGUUCUCUGAAACUUACUGCUCAUUCUGUGCAGGUCCUCUCUCCGAUGCCUACGUCGAGUGGCGCCGGUAUCUCGUUGGUUAUCCCCCUACUUCUAAAUGGCCCCCAGGAGACGGUGAAUGGGGAUACAAUCCUCCAGGUUAUCCGGUUCCAGAGGCGCCCGUAGACGACAUUGUCCGGAUCUCUCCUGAAGAAGGCAAGUACUGGAAGGAUGUUGUGAGCGUCGGACCUGAGUGGCCAGAAGACUGGGUCUCGCCUCCGAGCGAUUACAGUGACUGGGGUAACAUCUACGUCAAAGACGACGACGACGAAUGGGUUCUACUGGACCCACAAUCGCCACACAUUUGUAUUCCCCUCCACCGCGGGUGCCUCUCUUUCUUAUGUCGUCGCGGCAACGUUACGCCUUCUCAAUUCUGGAAGUCUCUCUACAAGCCAGCAGCGGGACGUCCACGCUCCGGCGGUCUGAAUUUCAAUGGUCCUAUUUUCGCCGUUGGGUAUUACGACAUGGAUGGACGGAAUAACCAAGCGUUUGGCUAUGCCGUCUUGAGAAUCACGGAGGCCCGAUGGGACGACCCGGACACAAUGGAAGACACCGUCUGGCUUCUCAGCCCGCCAACCAUGCUCCCUCUCCCCGAAUGUCUCGAUACGCAUUGGUCAGAAGCAUCGCGGGCUCAGUCAAGCGAGCACGCUGCGUGCAUGAAGGUCUUCGGCAUCCCAGAACUGUUGGACGCCAUCCUCUUCGCAGUCGUCGACCUGCCCGUCUCCGUUGCAGCUGCAGAGCUCUCCACGGACGUCACGCAUACCAUCUUCGAUCCCCCCUCUCUCGUAUCCGCUACGAAGACGAUCCUUGCACUUUGCCAGGUCAACCGUUUUUUCUGGGAAGGGAUCAAUCGUUACCGUCAAGGAUUAUUCCUGCGACUCGCAUGGCAAUACGGAUGGAUGCUGCCGUGUUCCCCAGUCGAAUGGCAGGCCUGGAAAGGCCGCUGCGAUACCCUCGACCUGCGCCUCGAGCAGCCGUACGACUGGCGAUCAUACCUGCUCACGUUCCUCCGCAAGGAAGAACGACAUGUGAGGAACCGAUGGCGCAUGCAUCGAAUGAGCGUGCAGUUCGCCCGGGGCUAUCGUUACACAGCGGCGCAAGUCGGUCGGGAUAUGGAAUGGAGCCUAGGUCAGCUAGGCUUGCGUAGCAGUCUUAGCCCGCCGGAUGCGUGGCCAUGGGAGCAGUCCGCGUAG
Molecule: messenger RNA, 1236 nt
Organism: Punctularia strigosozonata HHB-11173 SS5
Lineage: Eukaryota; Fungi; Basidiomycota; Agaricomycetes; Corticiales; Punctulariaceae
Exons: 3
Coding region: 1-1236 (411 amino acids)
Source: RefSeq, a predicted model, not a curated record